AUGGCUGUGACCUCCAUCGUCCUCCAGUCGACGAAGGACUUCAAGAAUCAGAAUGUCUUGGCGCUGGGAUACAGGCUCCUGAACCCCAGGACGGGGGCAGGCACAAGAUCGAUGCAUGGCAUUGAGAGCACGUACCCCAACACGAUAGUGAACAUCUUCAAGACGACGAUCUGGGCAGAGCUGCAUCGUUGCAUUGGAGACGCGCUUCUACUGCACCUGCUAAUGGAUACGAUCACGCUGAUCCUCCUGAAGAAUUCUUGCUUUCUUCAAGUGACAGGUCCGGUGAUAGCCAGCGUGCUGAACACGAACAAGAAUGUUCAGAAAUGUGGGCGUAUCUUUUCAUUUAUGAGAAUGUACAUGACAGUGUAUGUUUCAGCAUUGGAUGCCCCUCACAACGAGAUGGCGGAAGAAUCAUCCGACGGCAUCAAGACGAGCGGCGCUAAGACGAUCGCGUCUCAGUCGAGAGAGCUGAAGUCUGUGCUGUCCCUGGAAGUCCCCAAGACCUUGAUCUUGUACAGCGCUUCCUUCCCCAAGAGGGCAGGUUCUCGUUUGCCUCACGUCUUCAAUUCUAUCGGCAAAGGAGGGCGAGCAGCUGCUUGGCUGAUGAACACUGUGCUGUACUCCCCCAAGUAUCGACUGAGCUGCAUCGCCCCACCUGAUAAGGCGCAGCCCCUGCUCAAGAAGCACUCGAGAGUGAAGCCUCAGCUCCAGCCCCUCUGCCGGAUCCUCAAGAAGUUGUUGUGUAAGCAUAGCAAGCUCCCGUACGGGCUGCUGCUGCAGCGGCAUUGCCCUCUAGCGCAUUCAAAGCAGAGCCCCGUUCACAAGACAGGGGCAGAGGACAAGUCAGCACACAAGGCGUCUGGGCCCAGUCACCCUCCAGCUGUGCGGAGGCCGUCUGAGGCACCGCAGCUGUUCUCUUGCCGGAAGAGGAGGAGGGGGCAGGUGAUCGAGCCUCUUGCGGGGGGCGACUUGAAGGGAAGAAGUGGAGAUACGGGUACAAGAGACCAAGCGUUCGAUCGAUCAAGUCUUGAGCUGCGAGUCAGCGUCAGUUCUGUCGCUGCCUUCCUCAGAUCGGUUCUCCGCCGUCUGAUCCCCCGGGAGCUGUGGGGCUGCGAGGAGAACGAGAGAGCUUUCUUCCGCAGCGUGAAGCUGUUCUUGAAGCUACGGAGGUACGAGAGGUUUCUUGUCCGACAUGCCAUGUACAACUUCAAGAUCACUAAGUGCGCAUGGCUGUUCGACGGGCGGAGCUCACAAGACAAGUCAGCCUCGAGCAACGCCAAGGAUCGUCAUGUUUCUUCACAAGAACUGAUUGUCAAGACGACAAGGGCAGCAAAAGUCGUUGGUUUUCUCUUCUCAGAGAUUGUUAUACCCUUGAUACGGUCAAACUUUUACGUCACCGAGACUGAAGCUACUCGCAACCGGUUAGCUUUCUUCCGCAAACCCGACUGGUUUGCUAUCAAGAAGGAAUACUUUCCUAGUCUGACCAGACACAUCUAUCGACUGAUCACACGUACAGAAGCAAAGAAAAUUCUGGCCAAACGGAGCGUCGGGCCCGCCAGGUUGCGGCUGCUGCCGCGGGGAGGGCGCAAGGGAGUUCGACCGAUAGUGAACAUGGGGCGACGAUAUCCGUUGACGGUGACUUCAAAUUCUGGGAAGAAGAUUCAAAAGCCGAGCAGCAACUCUGCCUUGUCUCGCCCCUUCUCGGUGCUCUCAGCUGAGAAGCAGCUGAAUCCGCAGAUCUUGGGAUCGUCUGUGCUGGGCCAGAACGACAUAUUCACACGAUACCUGACGCUGGUCCGGUCGUUCGAUUCCAUCAAGCAUGACAAGCUUCUGGAAGUCGCCUGCUCUCUCUUCUCGGAAGAUGAGUACAUGUUGCGACGGUACAUUCAAACUCCGUGUGGCAACCGCCCCAAGUUCUCAACACAGGCAGUUCCAUCCACCCGAUACUCGCAGUUCGUCUCCGAUGCUCGUGAAUUCUCCGAAUUCAAAAGGAACUGUAUCUUCACAGACCUGGUCGAGUACCACUACUGCUCCCGGGACGAAGUUCUCUCAGCGUUGCGAGAUCACGUGAAGGAGAACAUAGUGAAGCUUGGGCCCUCAUACCUCAUGCAGACCCAGGGGAUCCCGCAGGGGUCUGUCUUGUCUUCGUUGCUCUGCUGCUGCAUCUAUGGACAUCUGGAGAACAACCGGUUGGUCAGGAUCCCGUCGAUGCAUCGCAGGUUCUUGCAAGGGGAUCUGAAGAGGAACGAGUUGAGCUCGAAGAAGCUGCAUGACAGCAGCCAGGGCGGGAAGGGCGGAAAGGCAGACGUAGCACUCAUGAUGAGAGUUGUUGAUGACUUUCUCUACAUCUCGUCCGAGGUUCAGCAUGCUCGCGCGUUCUUGCGCGCCAUGGCGUGUGGGCAUGCAGACUAUGGAGUGGAGUUGAACCUUGACAAGUCCAAAGUGAAUUAUGACGUGCGAGUGUCGGUGAGGCUAGACUACAGCCGGUACAGGGACCAACAUCUUCGAGACGCCACGACGGUCGCGUUUGAAGGAAGGCCUGGGUUGAAGAUGAGGGAGAAGACGAUAGGUUCAGUCAAGAGCAAAGGCUUCCUCUUCGCAGCCAUGAAGCAGAAAGCGUACUCGGACGCGCUUGCUGCUAUUCACGUCCAGAACGUCUCGUUCCUCGCCAGCACAGUCGAGGCUGUGAUCUCAGCAGCUUUCUCUCAUAUCAUGUCGCUUCCAUCCAGCCCUGUCAUCAGAGACGCAGGUAUGACGAUCGACCUCUCGCGCAAAGAGAUCUUCUGGCUGGGCUACCGCGCAUACCUUGCUUCCUUCAAGCGCUGCAAGGUCAGUCCCGAGCUUGUCCAGGAUGUGCGGCGCAAGUUCGAUCAGCUGGUGCAGUCGAGCUUCGAGGACCCGACGCAGCUACGGUGGCUGGAGAGGAUUGCCAAGGACGCUAACACUGAGGACUUUCAUCGUAUGUGGGUGUAA
This is a messenger RNA of Guillardia theta CCMP2712, 2973 nucleotides long. Its product is annotated as telomere reverse transcriptase. Bases 1 to 2973 code for a protein of 990 amino acids. The transcript has 33 exons. Lineage: Eukaryota; Cryptophyceae; Pyrenomonadales; Geminigeraceae. The record is from RefSeq and is a predicted model, not a curated record. Gene Ontology annotation, cellular component: telomerase catalytic core complex. Gene Ontology annotation, molecular function: telomerase RNA binding; telomeric repeat DNA binding. Gene Ontology annotation, biological process: telomere maintenance via telomerase.